Hypomesus transpacificus is the source of this 4787-nucleotide messenger RNA. It is a transcript of the gene gba3, whose product is annotated as glucosidase, beta, acid 3. Gene Ontology annotation, molecular function: hydrolase activity, hydrolyzing O-glycosyl compounds. Lineage: Eukaryota; Metazoa; Chordata; Actinopteri; Osmeriformes; Osmeridae. The transcript has 5 exons. The coding region runs from base 1075 to 2508 and encodes 477 amino acids. The record is from RefSeq and is a predicted model, not a curated record. Gene Ontology annotation, biological process: carbohydrate metabolic process.
GCUAAGAGCUUUUUAGGAGCGUUCUAAGAGCGUUCUAGAGCGUAGAACGCUCCUAAGAAAGCUCUUGGCGUUAAGAGGAACGCAGCCCUUGUCUGUUUUGUAUUACACUCCACUUGUAAUCCCUAUUUUAGUCAGGUACAGCUCAGACUCGGUUCCUGGUUGCAUUUACUGAAAGCUUCCUUUUCACUUCCAGAACAAGUUCAGGCUAGCUUGCGAUGGGCAGUAUCCUGGAAAGGCCAGAUAUGGGAAAACUCUACAAGAUCCCACAUGUGCAGAACAGAACAAUGACCUUGCAGGCUGAUUCAUCACGUACAACGGAGGUCUACAGACCCCUCCAUCCUCUAUGUCUAUAAUCACCUGAUAUAGUUUGUGGCUGCCUUCAGACUGCACCCAUUUGACCUUACCUACCUGGGGGCAAUGCAGUGCUCGUCACUUCUAGCCAUAAUUCAGACAGUUUGACAACCUCUGAAAGAAGUCUGUCUGCAAACAGAGGGCCUUCUCUCUUUGUUCGCCCUUUUGUUAUUGAACUUCUUGGCUAGACGACUUCUGAACACACCACAAGUGUCUCUCUGUUGAUAAUUAGUUAUUGCCAGGAGGAAGCUUUCAAGCUUUCAUAAGAAAUAACACGGAUACUCAAAUGCUAGGCAAUAUUUAAGAAUUACACUGACAAAACAAAUUAUACCAUAUGCUAACCUAUAGGCAGUAACUUUAUCAUUGAGUCAAGGUGUUUGUCAAAAGUUAUUCACAAGACUCAUUUAACGUUGUGCUUGUUAAUUUGCACAUUUACAUUAGCUUGUGUAUAUUAUAGAUUCUCCCUAAAAUAAUGAAGGCAAUUAAUAAUUAAGGCAUUUUUAAAUUUUAAAAUCAUUAGAUCUCAGUUACUGCGCAGCUAGAGGCUCACACUGACGCUUGUAAACACGUUCGUCGUGAACUUUCUGAAUAAAGCUGCGCAGAUGUAUUUGGCCAUUCAAGUGUUGUAAUCCCUCAUUUACAGCAAAGUUUUAUGGCUUUAUAUCUGCUACACAACACAACCGUCGAUUGCAAACCUUGGAAAAUCACGCGUGCAGCAGAGACAUGUUCCCGGGUAAUUUUGCAUGGGGAGCAGCAACUGCUGCUUAUCAAAUAGAAGGGGCCUGGGAUGCAGACGGCAAGGGCCCGAGCAUAUGGGAUACCUUCUGUCAUGGGAAAGGCAGAGUGUUUGAGGACCAGAGUGGAGAUGUCAGCUGUAACAGCUACCAGCUCUGGGAGGAGGACCUGGGGUGUAUCCUCCAGCUGGGGCUCACCCACUACCGCCUGUCCUUCUCCUGGGCUCGCUUGUUGCCCGACGGAACCACGCGGCACGUCAAUAAGAAAGGGGUGCAGUACUACGACAAAGUGAUUGAUGACCUGCUCGCCAACAACGUGUCGCCCAUGGUUACUCUCUACCAUUUUGACCUGCCCCAAGCGCUUCAGGACCGGGGAGGGUGGAAAUCCUCAGAGAUGGCGGACAUAUUUGACACCUACGCCAAGUUCUGCUUCCGAACGUUUGGGGACCGCGUCAAGCUGUGGAUUACCAUCAACGAGCCCUACGUCUGUGCCAAGAUGGGUUACGAGGAUGGCCUGUUUGCACCAGGGCUUAAGGAGCCGGGGGUGUCUGCCUACAUUGUGGCUCACAACAUGCUGCGUGCCCACGCCAGGGUCUGGCACAGCUACGACACCCUCUACAGGGCCACUCAGGGCGGUGCGGUGUCUUUGGCCAUCAACAGUGACUGGGCCGAGCCCCUGGACCCCGCUAGCUCUGAAGACAUGGCUGCCACUCAACGCUACCUAGCCUUCACCUUCGGAUGGUUCGCCUGGCCUGUGUUCCUGACUGGAGACUACCCUGGCGUGAUGAGAUCCAACGUGGAGCGGAGAAGCGUGGAGCAGGGCUACCGGGGGCGUCCCAGACUCCCCACCUUCUCGGAGGACGAGCCCAGCGUUUUGGGAACGGCCGAUUUCUUUGCGCUCAACUACUACACGUCCCGUAAGGUGAAAGCGAGGGGGGCCUGUGGAGGAAUGCUGACUCUGGACAGUGACCGGGACGCGGAGGGUGUGACGGACGCCUCCUGGCCUGUGUGCGGGGUCUCCUGGCUGGCCGUGGUCCCUGAGGGCCUGAGGAGCCUGCUGAGAUAUAUCAAGGAUACUUUGAACGGGCCUGAGAUCUACAUCACAGAGAACGGCUUCUCUCAGGUGGGUCUGGUGGACCUGGAGGACGUCCAGCGUGCUGGAUACUACCUGGACACCAUCCAGGAAGUGGGCAAAGCUAUCCAGGAGGAUGGGGUGGAUGUCAGGGGCUACUUUGCCUGGUCUCUCCUGGACAACUUUGAGUGGGCGAGCGGGUAUAGUGUGCGUUUUGGCCUGUACCACGUCGACUUCUCAGGGGCGCAGCAGAAGCGGUCCAGCUAUGUGUCUGGAAAGGAAUAUGCCAGGACCAUCGCCAAAUACAGAACUCAGGCCGGCACGGAUUGCUUAACAACGGAGAGCACGUAAACUAGUCUGAAAUGUGGACGUAUGCCUAUUGGGAGUUAUUUCUAAGACAAUAACAGUUAUCGCCUUUUUUGAUUAAAUUGUUCUUUGAUACAUACCAGACAUGUAAAUGUUACUAUGUGAAGCUUUUGAUAUUUGGAAAAUCGGCGAAAAAGAAAGUAGUGCUAGAUUGCACUAACAAGAUCAGCUACUGAAUUAUAGAAGUCAGUUAGUUUCAGUUUGGAAGAAGCCCUUAAGCAGUGUGCAGUCACAUGCAUUCUUCAAGAAUGACUUUACUUUGUCCGCCCGGAAAACGCUUUAAAAAACAGACCUAAGCUCCCUCACUUGCUUUCACAAAGAAGUGAUUUUUGCCUGACUUUGGCACAGAAGCAAAGGUCCUGGCCAAACAGUGUUAAGUUGACUUAACUCGCUAGAAAUGAGUAUUCUAGCCUUCCCAAUUUCCAGUCAAUCUUUACAAAGAGGUUUUUGGAGAGGGCAGAAUUCCCCACACAGUAGAGCAGGCCAGCUGAAUGGCUUCCAGACCCAGCUCCAGCUGCCAACACUGACAUGGGCCAGGCUUGGCCCACUGGUGUGGGAGGCAGAGUGCAUGGAGGUGUGUGCGUGGAGCCCAAAUAUUCAGGUAAUAGUGUUACUGUGUGUGUGUGUGUGUGUACGACACAGAGUCAAGGCAUAGUGUACUCAAACGUAUGUUUGUCUCCCUGCGUGUGUGUACCACACAGCUCAUCCUAGACAGCCCUCAUGGGUCUCUGAUGCGGGUGAGGGGAGCCUGGCCCUCAUGUCCUGAAUCCACGUACCCAGCUUCCGGUGGCCCUGCUCCGGUCUAGCAGCGGCAGCCUGGCCCGGCUGUCCAGGUGCUGCUGGAGACAGGCGCCAGGGAAGGGUGGGGCGGUGGGGGGGGAUCAGGUAUGAGGGCGUACCAUCUGGGUACCAGUACGGUACUGAGAGAUUAGGGUAACACUCAGGGGCCACUGGAAAGCCAGCACACCAAAGCAUGUUUGAAAAACAAUUCACUUUGAGACGGCCCUUUGAAUUUAAAGCCACACAUUGCUCUACACACAAACUAUGAGAAACAUAGUCCCACAGUAGAAGCGUUUUUUUUUUUUUUUAAAGGAAAAGGCCAAGGUAAGCAAGCAGGAUGGCUUUUAGGCUACAUACAAUGGUUGCGGCAGACAGAGAGCGAACAGGUCUGGUCUGGCUGGGCUACCACAGUCAUUCCUAAUGGCUCGCAACACUCAAGGGGAUGAUGUCAUUUCCUCCGAAUGAGCUAGUCACAGGGUGAAAAAUCCCAUAACCUCAUUCUACCUAUUCAAGCAUAGAAAAAGAUGGGAACAUCUGGAUCCAAGGAGCACAACAGUUUGUUAGAAUAUAAAGACCUUUCCAAUUAACCGGAAGGUUAAUGCGUGUUUUUCCGCAUUGAUCUGUAGGUGGCAUCGUCGGCGCUUUGUUUCAAGCCCCCACGUUCCAGCAGAUUAAGCUCUUUGUCACAGAACCAACGGGUGAAUCACUGGUGCUUGAUCAAAGCUUCUCUGCGGAACGCUGUGAGGGAGUCGUCCGGGAUGAUGGACCUCAGGAGACACCAUGGGACGGCCAGGUGCUGUGUCAUGUGAGGCCUUGCCAGCUGUUCAGACUCCCGACUGGGGGGGGAGGGGAGGCAGAGGAACGUCAAGUCCUGGUUCCUAGUGUUCAGCAGGAUCUCUGGAGCUCGUAACUGGGGGUGAGAGGAGCUGUUUGUGGGGAAGCCGGACUGUUAAAGCAGGCUUGGUAGUGUGGUUGGUUGUGGCGGUUUUGUGCUUUCAGUUGGCCGACCCUAAAUAGUUCUCCAAAAGCCUUUGUUAGUUGAAAUGUUAAGUAUAUUUUAUGGAGCAAUAGUGUAUUAAAAUGAAUUAUUCAAGCAGUCAAGCUUGUUUGCGGUUUUAGUAACCUGAUACUAUUAUUUUGAAGUUGUUAGGGGUAAAAUGUUUUAUUGGGGGGGGUUUAUUCUGUGGAGUUUCUGAGUCUAUGCUGCCACUAUGUGGUGGGACAUGGUACUACAGUUUUGGAAAUUGUGCAGUAAUGUGCCAAACUGUUUGGUGCCACAAAAUCUGGAAUUUAUUGUGAAUAAUGAAUUGUAUAACAUGGAUAUAUAUAGAAGCCACUGAAUGACAUCUCACAUUAUCAUAUAUCUUGUAUUUUGGAAAUUAAUAUUUAUGCACUUUUACAGAGAGCGAGAUCAUUUAUAUCCCGUAUUAUGUGACUUUGUUUGCAUUAAUAAACAUAUUGUGCCCUGACAUCCAGUUGGCUAU